AUGUCGGCCGAAGUAACCAUUUCGCUAGACCAGAGUUGCGAUGUCGCGAUUCUAUUAUCGGUACGCGACAUGGCUGUCAGUGACCCGGACGCUGGCUCAGGUUAUGACCGCGAUGCCAUUGUAGCAAGUAUCACCCGAUACUAUCAGCUUCUCUCCAAGAUGGUAGCGAUCAAACCGAAGGAUAUCGCCUACGCUCGUGAAGGCGGGCGCUCUGAUGAUGAGAUUCCCAUUUCGAAACUGCGUCGCUUGGGCUUCAAUGACCGAGUGAUUGACUUUGUCCGGCACGUGCCGUUUUCACACAGCAGCGACAGGCCAGUGUUUCCCUUCACGACGACACUAAAUUACUACCCCAAUCUUUUCUGCUACCCCGAGGAAAGCUACAAGCUUGAAGAUCCUGCCAUGACGGAAAUGUGGCCGCUUCCAGAACGGCGGAUUCCAAAUAGUGUUAUUCCACUAUCCCAUGCUAUCGAAGCAGCCGGUCUGGAGACCUGGUGGAUGCUGGAUACGAAUAAUGGUAAGUUUGACGCACAACCGAAAAGUGUGUUCGGUGUAGUCCGCAGCUUUCUUGUUUCUGAUUCGAUUAUUCAUCGUAGGCGAGCUUACUCCUCAUGGCCCGUUCAAUACAUGGCCGCAUGA
Messenger RNA from Alternaria atra, 636 nucleotides. RefSeq lists its product as uncharacterized. The transcript has a single exon. The record is from RefSeq and is a predicted model, not a curated record. The coding region runs from base 1 to 636 and encodes 211 amino acids. Lineage: Eukaryota; Fungi; Ascomycota; Dothideomycetes; Pleosporales; Pleosporaceae.